GCUGCUGCUGUCGUCUCCCUCUUCGCUUCCUGCUGCUUAUGUGUCUCUUGCUGAAAAGGGAGACAACAGAAAAGUGGACAUGCUCGUUAAAGACAUUUACGGAGGCAACUACGCAGCCAUCGGACUGAAGGGAGACACCAUUGCUUCGACUUUUGGCAAGAUGCAGCAUGCAAAGCUCAGGCAGCACAGAAGCCACUGCUGCAGCAGCAGCAUAAUCUCUCCUCCUGCUCCUGCUCCUGCUGCUGCUGCAGCACCCGCUGCUGCUGCAGCACCCCGUACUGCUGCAUCACCUGCUGUGGCUGCGUGUCCCGCUGCAGCUGCUGUAUCACCCGCUGCAGCUGCUGCACCCGCUGUUGCUGCAUCACCUGCUGCAGCUGCUGCACCCGCUGCUGCUGCAUCACCUGCUGCAGCUGCCGCGCCCGCUGCUGCUGCACCACCCGCUGCAGCUGCUGCACCCGCUGCUGCUGCACCACCCGCUGCAGCUGCUGCACCCGCUGCUGCUGCAGUAGCAGGUGCUUUGGAGGGGACUGCAGCAGCAGCAGCAGCAGCUGGGGAGAGAGUGGAAGACGCAGCAGCUAAGAGCGAGCCAACGUCGAAGCUGCUGGACUGCAGCAGCAGCGGCAGCAGCAGCAGCAGCAGAGGUGUAGAUAGCGUUGCGGCUGGGUGCCCAGCAGCAGCAGCGGCAGAGUGCUCUUGCAGCAGCAGGAGCUGCUGCUGCUGCUGCUGCUGCACAAACGACGGAGACUGCUGCUGCUGCAGCAGCAGCAACUGCGACGAGUUCAGCGACUGCAGCAGCUUGCUAGACCAUCCGACGCACAUUGAGUUUAUGUGCAGCGACGAGGAAGCAGCAAGAGAAGAGAGCUGCUGCGCGGCAGCAGCGGCAGCAGCAGCAGCGGCGGCAGCAGCACGAACAGCUCCGGCUCCAAUCCUAGCGAGCCCGCUCAAGGCAAAGACAAGGAAGCCAGCAGCAGCAGCAGCAGCAGCAGCAGCAUUGUUGCGUUCAAGGGCGAGGAUUUCUACGACCAAGUAG
Eimeria tenella is the source of this 1030-nucleotide messenger RNA. RefSeq lists its product as uncharacterized. Gene Ontology annotation, cellular component: nucleus; cytosol. The record is from RefSeq and is a predicted model, not a curated record. NCBI's taxonomy places the organism in Eukaryota, Apicomplexa, Conoidasida, Eucoccidiorida, Eimeriidae. Gene Ontology annotation, molecular function: ATP binding; pantothenate kinase activity. The transcript is spliced from 3 exons. The annotation marks the transcript as partial. Gene Ontology annotation, biological process: coenzyme A biosynthetic process.